Molecule: messenger RNA, 2419 nt
Organism: Cicer arietinum (chickpea)
Lineage: Eukaryota; Viridiplantae; Streptophyta; Magnoliopsida; Fabales; Fabaceae
Product: protein WEAK CHLOROPLAST MOVEMENT UNDER BLUE LIGHT 1-like
Biological process (GO): chloroplast avoidance movement; chloroplast accumulation movement
Cellular component (GO): cytosol
Source: RefSeq, a predicted model, not a curated record
UAUGAUGUGAUGAGUUGGAAGGAAGAGAAGUAAUGAGCUGUUCCUUCCUUCUUCACCGCCUCAACAAUUCCUUCCACCAUAUUAUUAAUUAAACCUUCUCUUUUCAUUUUUCUUUCUCCUUCUCCUCUUAAUUCAUUUAAUUCUUUUAUCACAUUAUUAUUACUAUUUCUUUUCUCUCUUUCUCUUCAUUUUUUUAGGAGUUCUUCAUUUCUAAUUUUCCAGAUUUUGGUGGCACUCCUAACUGCUAAUUUGGAGCAGAUUCUGUGACAAAUAGUACUAUUAAAGAAGAGGUGUCACUUUGAAAAUAAAAAAUAUAAUAAUCUAUGGAGCCACUUCCAGAAUCCCCCAAGACUGGUGAUGAAACUUCACCAAAUUAUGAAUCUAUGAAAGCUCUUAAGCAUGUGAUUGAUACAGCAGCACCUUUUGAAUCUGUGAAAGAUGCUGUGUCAAAAUUUGGAGGAAUAGUGGAUUGGAAAACCCGUAGAACUCAGAGUCUUGAGAGUAGCAAGCUUGAAGGACAUGAAUUUGGAAAACAAAACACAGCUGAGGAAUUGGAAAGCACAAAAAAACUGAUAGAAGAACUCAGACUGAACUUAGAAAGUGUAGAAAGAGAUGAGGUUGAGGUAAAAGAAGAAGCGGAACUCGUGAUUCGCAAAAUCGAGGAGUUGGAGCAAGACAUUGCAGAUGAAGCCAGUUUUGAAGCCAAAGCACAGCUUGAGGUUGAAAAAUCUAUGCAUAGUGAAGCGGUUUCGGAAUUGGAAAAUCUGAAGAAGGAAUUGGAGUCAAUGAGGAAAGAGUAUGAUUCUAUGGUGAAUGGAAGAGAUGGAGCUAUCAACAAUGCUGAAGAAGCUAUUGCAGCAUCAAAAGAGAUUGAAAAAGCAGUGGAAGAUUUGACAGCUGAGUUAAUUGCAACAAAGGAGUCAUUGAAAUCGACUCGAACCGAGCAUUUGGAAGCCGAGGAACAAAGAUCAGGUGUCAUUGAUGAAGAAACUCAGAACUGGAAGCUCGAACUCGAACGAUCCGAAGAGGAGCUAGAGUUACUUAACCAACAAGUUUUAUCAGCUAGAGUUCUUAAAUCCAAAUUGGAAGCAUCUUCCUCUUUGUUGCUUGAUUUGAAAGCUGAAUUAGCAGCAUACAUGGAAUCAAAACUUGAGGAUGAAAACAAUAGAGAAACAAAGAAAGAACUUGAGGAAGUGAAGAUUAACAUUGAGAAAGCAACUGCUGAGGUUAACACCUUGAAAGAAGCUUCAUUGUUGCUUCAAUCAGAACUUGAAGAAGAGAAAUUGAUUCUCAAUGAACUUAAGGAAAGUGAACAAAAAGCUUCUUCUAAACUCAUAAAUCUUCAAAUUGAACUAGAGAAGUCAAAAUCAGCAAUAGCUUUUCUUCAAAUGCAAGAAACUGAAGCAAGAGAGGUUAUGGCUCAGCUACCUAAGAAACUUCAAGCAGCAGCACAAGAAGCUGAUGAAGCCAAAUCACUAGCUCAAGCUGCUCAAGCUGAACUUGUUGAAGCACAAGAAGAAGCUGAACAAGCCAAAGCAAGAGCUGCAACAUUGGAAACUAGAUUACUAGCAACACAAAAGGAAAUAGGAGCUGCUCAAGUUUCUGAAAAGUUAGCUAAAGAUUCCAUCAAAGCAUUGGAGAGAAGUGAAUCAACUAGAGGAGGAAACAACAAUGAUGUUGUAGAUUCUUUUUCAUUGGUUACACUUACACUUGAUGAGUAUCAUGAGCUGAGUAAGAGAACACAAAAAGCUGAAGAACAAGCUAAUCUAAGAAUUGCAGCUGCUAACACUCAAAUUGAGAUAGCAAAGGAAUCUGAACUGAGAAGCUUGGAGAAGUUGGAAGAGUUGAAUGAAGAGCUUUGUGUGAGAAGGGAAUCAUUGAAGAUUGCUACUCAGAAUGCUGAGAAAGCUUCUGAAGGAAAAUCAGCUGUUGAACAUGAGUUGAGAACAUGGAAAGCUGAACAAGAGGAAGAAAGGAAAGGUAGUGAAAUUAAUAACAAUGCUGAUGCAACUAUGUCUGUUAAUGAUUCAUCAAACUCUUCAAAGGGAAAAGCUACUUCAGAUAAUAGUCAUGAAAGUGGUUCAGCUUCAGAUGGAAAGAACAAAAAGAAGAAGAAGAAAUCACUUUUUCCUUCAAAGGUUAUCAUGUUCUUUGCAAAGAGGAAAACACACCCAAGCAGCAAGUGAAUGUAACACUAAAGUCUUAUUUCUGAUGGAGUUAUUUUUAUUGUCUUCUAAAAUGUGAGAGUUUGUAUUCAAUUCUUUUGUUGCAUGAAGGAAAUAAGAUCAUUUAUUGUAUGUAUAAAGGCUAUAGCCCUAUAGCUAAUUAAGAUGCUAUAUUGUUCAAUAUUUCAGCUUCCAUCACCAAAUUUUCAUCAUUCUAUUCAUUAAUGAAAAAGGCACAUAUGACUCUACUUUUA